AUGGCUGUGGAAGGUGGAUUGAAUGAUGAAGAAAUACGUCUCAUAGUAAAUCAGGAAUCAAGUGACGAGGAGGACCUAGUUUUUCGUGGUUCAGUUACAGAAGAUUCUGAUGAUGAACCUGAUGGUGUUUUAGAAGAUUUUCGUCAUAUGAAUGUGAUUGGUCAAACAAAUAAUGAAGAGGAUGCCUUUAGUAGCGAUGAUGAUAUGACUUUGCAAGAGCUAUCUCAGGAUUUAUGA
Molecule: messenger RNA, 237 nt
Organism: Parnassius apollo (apollo)
Lineage: Eukaryota; Metazoa; Arthropoda; Insecta; Lepidoptera; Papilionidae
Source: the annotation of a GenBank genome assembly